Molecule: messenger RNA, 5992 nt
Organism: Anolis carolinensis (green anole)
Lineage: Eukaryota; Metazoa; Chordata; Lepidosauria; Squamata; Anolidae
Exons: 1
Coding region: 2236-5610 (1124 amino acids)
Biological process (GO): telomere maintenance; DNA repair
Molecular function (GO): DNA helicase activity
Source: RefSeq, a predicted model, not a curated record
AAAAAGGCCAAUACCUAGAAAAAAACCCAAAUCUAUACCACUGCCCAACUACCACUUACCUCAAAACCCAUUUCCAAAACUACAAAUAAGCAUACAUCACAAAAAAGGGCUAUACCUACUCAACACACUGGACCCAGAGCCACCUAGAAUAACAAUAAAAAAACCACCCAUCUAUACCACUGCCCAAACACCAGUUUCCAGAAAACCCAUUUCUACAACUACAAAUAACCAUACACAACAACCACAAUACUAACAACAAAGAACCAAAUAACAAGACCAACAACAGAGGAAUACCAUCAUACAAUCGACCAAUCCCCAUUAAGUCAAAACCCUCAACCCAUCCCCAAAACAUAAAAAUACAACUUACAUACACCUAUCCAACCAACCACAAAACACAUCGACAUUCCUAAAACCUACAAGGCCAUUACAUGCUUAUCAUUUUCCCUAAUUCCACCAUUCAUACUUCCCUCCAACUGACAAAAGAAAACCACACAGAAAUAUUGUACAUUCACAACCAUUUACCAAAUAAUAUCCCGAUGGUGCACCAUGUUAAACUGCUUACCUGAUAAACUUCUCAACCAAAAGGUCACAGGUUUGAAUUGGGGGAGUGGACUGACCCCCUAAUUUUAGCCCCAGCUUCUCCCAACCCAGAAGUUUGAAAACAUUCCAAUGUGAGUACAUCAAUAAGUACUGCUCCGACGUGAACGUAAUGCCGCUCCAUGCAGUCAUAACACAUAACCUUGCAGAAGUCUAUGGACAAUGCCGGCUCUUCGGCUAAAAAAUAAAAAAGACCACCAACCCCUACAGUCAAACACGACUACACUUCAUGUCGGGAAAACCUUUACCCUUUACCUUAACUACCAACAAUCCCUCAAUACUUUAUUCCCCAUACCACCAUACUUCGCAACAACCAACACACAUUGCUCCACCACAAAUCCCAAACAUCCAACCAACCUCAGACACACCCUACCAUAAAUUAGGACAACCGCUACAUACAUCAAAUCACCUAUACAUGUCCGCCCUGCUAACGCAAACAACACAUACACAAGACACACAAAUAAACCCAAUACCUAAAAUACACACAAUACUCACACAACUUCCCAUUUCUCUUCUAGGAGUACUCACAAACAGAAACAACUUGCAGCUAUGCCACGAAGAAAAUCAAAUCUCGGCCGCCAUACACGACAAAGGCGGGCACAACGGCUAGCUAUUUCACAACAAACCGAAAUAGAAAGAACAGCAACAAAACAGCGAAAAAAACACACAACAGCUCUACUAUACACAAAUGAAGAUACAGAACACCGUGCAAAAAGACUACAAGAAGCACGGCUUUCUGCUGAUCACGACCGUGCAAAAACAAAAGAAAAGAAGCGCAAACAACAACUCGCCACACUAAGGAACAUGCGCCAACAAAUGAGGACACAACAAACAAACAAAUACCACUGCAUAGCAUUCCAGUACAAUCCAACUGAGGACUACAAUUCAGCUCAUCCUGUACACAUUGGCAACCUAACAACAAUCUGUCCUCACUGCAAUGCCAUGAAAUUCCCAGGAGAAACAAAAGGCAUGUGCUGUGCUGCUGGAAAAGUAAGACUACCACAACUAGAACCACCACCAGAGCCAUUGCACAGUCUACUUGCUGGAGAAUCUCCAGAAUCGAAGCAUUUUCUUACAAACAUCAGAAGAUACAACUCUUGCUUCCAGAUGACUUCAUUCAAGGCGAACAUCAUCACUGCACCAUUCAUGCCAACAUUCAAAAUCCAAGGACAAAUCUAUCACAAUGCCGGAUCCCUCUUACCAUACAAUGAGGGCCAACACAAAUUCCUACAACUAUACUUCAUAGGAGAUGAGGAACAACAAGUAACUAGACGAUGUAGUAUUUCUGAUGCAGUACACACAAACAUUGUAAAACAACUACAAAAAUUACUACUGGAAAGGAACCAUUUGAUAAGAUUAUUCAGAACAGCCCUAGACAUGAUGCCAACAGACACACACAAACUUAUUAUCCAUCCAGAGAAAACCCCUACUGGACAACAUCAACGCAGAUACAACGCACCAACUGUAGAUGAAGUUGCCAUUGUAAUAGUAGGAGAUCAAUUUCAGCCAAGAGACAUUAUACUUCAUCGACGAAACAAUCAAUUAACCACAGUCUCGGAAACGCAUCGAUGCUACGAUGCUCUACAGUACCCCAUUAUUUUCUGGGAUGGUGCAGAUGGAUACCACAUUAACAUCAAAAUGGUCAAUCCCAUCACUGGCGCAGAAACAGACAACAAAUGUAGUGCAAUGAACUACUACGCCUACAGAAUCAUGAUAAGAGAACACAACACAAACCACAUCUUGCAAUGUCGACAACUUUUCCACCAGUACAUUGUGGACAUGUAUGCCAAGAUAGAAUCAGAAAGAUUACAAUACAUCCGCUUCAAUCAGUCGAAACUCCGAUCCGAAGAAUACAUACACUUAAGAGAUGCAGCCAAACAUGAUGGCCACACAAAACAAAUUGGAAAACUCACAAUAUUACCAUCGUCCUAUACAGGGAGUCCACGCCAUAUGCAUUCAUAUGCCCAAGAUGCCAUCACUUAUGUUCGACAAUAUGGACGUCCGGACUUAUUCAUUACAUUUACAUGUAAUCCAUCUUGGGACAGUAUACAACAACUUCUACUUCCCGAUCAAACAUCUGUUGAUAGGCAUGACAUCACUGCCCGAGUAUUUAGACAAAAGCUAAAAUCAAUGAUGGCCUUCAUGGUAAAAUAUGAAGUGUUCGGAAAGGUACGCUGCUGGAUGUAUUCUGUUGAGUGGCAAAAAAGAGGCCUGCCACAUGCCCAUAUUCUAAUUUGGCUCUACCAAAAAAUCACAUCCAAUGAAAUAGACAAAGUCAUAAGUGCUGAGAUACCUGAUCCUAACGUAGAUCAAGAAUUACAUGACAUAGUAACCAAAAACAUGAUUCAUGGACCAUGUGGCGUACUCAAUCCCAAGUCACCAUGUAUGAAGGAUGGAACAUGCACCAAAAGAUAUCCCCGCACGCUCAUACCAAACACAAUCACAGGCAACGAUGGCUAUCCUUUGUAUAGGAGAAGAUCACCAGAGCAAGGAGGCCAUGUAACAACGAUGCGAAUGCACAAAGAAGAAAUACAAGUGGAUAACCGCUGGAUUGUACCAUACUCUCCUCUACUAAGCAAAACAUACAAAGCACACAUCAAUGUAGAAUACUGCAACUCUGUAAAAUCAAUCAAAUAUAUUUGCAAAUAUAUCAACAAAGGAAGUGACAUGGCAGUAUUUGCAAUGGAACCAAAAGACACAAGUGAAACAAUAGAUAUUGAUGAAAUUUCCCAGUAUCAGGCAGGAAGAUACAUCAGCAGCAACGAGGCUAUUUGGCGAAUUCUCAUGUUUCCAAUACAUGAAAGGAGUCCACCUGUGGUACACCUGGCUGUACACUUAGAAAAUGGACAACGAGUUUAUUUUACUGAGGCAACAUUACAACAAGUUGCAGAAAAUCCACCACCAACAACUUUAACAUCAUUCUUCACUUUGUGUCAAACAGACCCAUUUGCAAGAACACUACUUUAUUCUGAAGUACCAACAUAUUAUACAUGGGAUCCCACCAGGAAAAAUUUUGCUCGACGCAAAAGAGGAGAACCAGUAGAAGGACAAACAGGUGUAUUCAAAGACAACACCAUAGGAAGGUUAUACACUGUACAUCCAAGGCAAGAUGAAUGCUUCUUCCUUCGUUUGUUAUUAGUAAAUGUCAGAGGACCAACAUCAUUCCAACAAUUAAAAACAGUCAAUGGAAUAACUUACGACACAUUUCGUGGUGCCUGUCAAGCUCUGAAUUUGCUGGAGAAUGAUCAACACUGGGAUGAAUGCAUAAACGAUGCAUGCCAGACAUCACAUCCCAAACAAAUACGAACACUGUUUGUGAUCAUUCUAACCUCCUGCUCUCCAUCGUCCCCAACACAACUCUGGGAAAAAUAUAAAUCAUACAUGGCAGAAGAUAUUUUUCAUCUCAUACACAGACAAAAUACUGAAAUCGACGAUGAAAAAAGCAAACAAAUUUACAACGAAGUCCUCAUUAGGAUAGAAGAUGCUUGCUUACAAGUAGCACACAAACUACUUGAACAAUUAGGAAUGCCAACACCAAAUCGCACAUCACCCCCAACAUUUGAGGUAGAAAUGCAACAGGAACUCAAUUACAACACAGAAGAACAGCGCACCUACGUACAGUCUAAUAUCCCCAAACUGACACAUGAGCAAGUAUCAGUGUAUAAUCGGAUAAUCAAUACAGUAGAAAAUGAAAAUGGAGAGAUAUUCUUUUUGGAUGCACCAGGAGGUACAGGAAAAACCUUCCUGAUAAGACUCAUUCUGGCAACAAUACGAUCGGAAAAUAACAUCGCUUUAGCACUUGCAUCAUCUGGGAUAGCAGCAACAUUGCUACCAGGAGGAAGAACGGCACAUUCAGCACUAAAACUACCCUUAAACAUACAACACAUCGAAACACCAAUAUGUAACAUCUCAAAAACAUCAAGUAUGGGAAAAGUACUCCAAAAAUCCAAAAUAAUCAUAUGGGACGAAUGUACUAUGGCCCACAAGAAAUCUCUUGAGGCUCUCCACCGUACACUUCAAGACCUGCGUGGCAAUAAAGGCCCCUUUGGAAAUGCCACAAUACUUCUGGCAGGAGACUUCAGGCAAACCUUGCCCAUCAUUCCCCGUUCCACACCAGCGGAUGAAAUCAAUGCAUGCCUGAAAUACUCUGAUUUGUGGCAAUAUGUCAAAACAUUAAAACUGACCACAAACAUGCGAGUCCAACUCCAGCAAGACUGCACAGCAGACAUAUUUACCAAUCAAUUAUUAGACAUCGGAAAUGGACAACUGCCAAUCGAUCAAACCACAGGACGAAUUACACUACCUCCAAACUUCUGUACCAUUCUAACAUCUAAAGAACAACUUAUACAAAAAGUAUUCCCAAACAUCCAAAAUAAUUACACAAACGAAAACUGGCUCAGUGAACGGGCUAUUUUAGCUCCAAAAAAUGUAGAUGUCUAUGCCAUAAAUCAUACAAUUUUGUCAACCAUACCAAAUGAAAUUUUAGUUUAUAAAUCCAUUGACACAGUUGUUGAAGCUGAUGAGGCAAUUCAUUACCCUACAGAAUUCCUCAAUUCUCUAGAUUUACCAGGACUCCCACCACAUAUCCUCAAAUUAAAAUUAGGCGUCCCUAUUAUCAUGCUUAGAAACAUUAACCCUCCAAAAUUGUGCAAUGGAACACGUCUGGCAGUCAAAAAUUUACUUAAAAAUGUCAUCAAAGCAAGAAUAAUCACCGGACCCUUUAAAGGAGAAGAUGUCCUCAUCCCACGAAUACCUAUGAUUCCCACCGAUAUGCCCUUUCAAUUCAGCAGGCUCCAAUUCCCAAUACGAUUAGCUUUUGCCAUGACAAUCAACAAGGCACAAGGACAAACACUACAAGUCUGUGGAAUCAAUCUUGACACCGAAUGCUUCUCACAUGGACAAUUAUAUGUUGCAUGUUCCAGAGUGGGGAAACCACAAAAUCUCUACAUCAACGCACAGAAUGGAACAACCAAAAACAUCGUGUACCCACAAGCUUUAGGACAGAAUAUAUAAUAAUCCCCAGCACUUCCCAAGGACCAUCACAAAAAAAAAUCAACAGUAAAAAAUAGACCACAUUCAGCAGACUCAAGUAUCAAGAACAACAACCAAUCACAGACAACAUUCCUCUCAACCAAUCUUCAAUCAACAUAAAAAUUGAACAACGUAACAAACUUCAACAACUACUACUAAUUGUGAGUAUAAAAGAGGGAGAGGGUCACAGUAAAAAUAAAACCUAAUGUAGAUUGACCAACACCACUAAAAAAAGCCACAGCAACGCGUGGCCGGGCACAGCUAGUCUAUAUAUAUAAAAGGGUAAUGAAAUUUCAGCCUAGGACAAAACAACAAAACUGCACAUCCCAGAAACACUAAACUUGGCAGCACAACCCCUCAUCCA